CAGCUGGCAUCAUCACAAAAUUUCGUAAAAUCAUCCUGGUCGGUUUUAAAAUACAGUCACUAUUUUUCAGUUUCUCGUAAAUAGCAUUGUAUUUAAAUUACGCGGUGCAGAUUUAUCGGAGUUUUCUUAAAAUGUAUUCAAUGCAAAGUGUAAAUGCUGGCCCUUUCUGGAGCAACGGUCCCAGUCCUGGAGCGUUUUACAAUUUCCCAGGAAAUAGUCAUGGCAGUCACAACGCGGCAGCUGCGCGUUUCGAAACUCCCGGAGAAUUCGGAACUCAAAGAUCAUACAUUCCGGUUACUACGGGAACAUCUGUAGUUGGCUUGAAAUUUGCCAACGGAGUUAUUAUUUCCGCUGACAAGCUGGUCUCCUACGGAAGCUUGGCGAGAUUCCAUGAUGUGGAUCGUGUCUACAAAAUCAAUGACAAAACCAUCAUCGGUAUUGAAGGGGAUUUUGCCGAUUUCCAGUUCAUCAAGCGUCACAUCGACCAGAAAGUGGUUGAUGACCUGUGCCUGGCAGAUAAGAAUGAGCUGAAGCCGAAGUCUCUGUACAAUUGGCUAAACCGUGUGAUGUACAACCGCAGAUGUGAUUUCCGGCCGUUGUAUCUCGAAAUAAUCGUCGGUGGCAUCCAAGACGGCGAACCCUUCCUGGGUCACAUCAACCCACGAGGACGUGCCUACACCAGUAACGUAAUCUCGACGGGUUAUGGAACGCAUUUGGCCCUUCCUCUGUUGAGAGAGUAUUCGGAAAAUCCUACAGCUUACGCCGGUCUGGAUAAAGCAAAAGCUGCUGACCUCAUAAAACGUGUUAUGGAAGUUUUGUGGUAUCGCGAUUGUCGCAGUGAUCCCAAAUAUUCGCAAGCCAUUUGCACCACCGAGGGAGUUCAACUCGACGGUCAAUGCUUCGUCAACCAGAACUGGAACCUAGCUACCAUGAUCAAGGGUUAUUAGAGCAUAGAUUAACUUCUCUUUUGAAUUCAUACAAAUUAUAACUUUUUUUUCAUUGAAUAAACGGUAAUGUAACAUUGUAA
Molecule: messenger RNA, 1027 nt
Organism: Uranotaenia lowii
Lineage: Eukaryota; Metazoa; Arthropoda; Insecta; Diptera; Culicidae
Gene: Prosbeta7
Product: proteasome subunit beta type-4
Exons: 3
Coding region: 132-947 (271 amino acids)
Cellular component (GO): proteasome core complex
Source: RefSeq, a predicted model, not a curated record